AUGUUAAAACAAAUAGCUGAAGACGGACGAAUAAAAAUUAUUUAUUACUUGUCACGGGUUUUAACAAAUACUGAAUUAAGAUAUUCUACGACGAAAUUAGAAGCAUUGGCCAUUGUCUGGGCUAUAACAAAAUUACUUCCAUAUUUACUUGGUAAAGAUUUUAGAAUUGAAACUGAUCAUUGUCCACUAUGUCAAUUUCAUAAAAAAAGAUCACGUAAUGGACGUCUCGAUCGAUGGGCAAUUGAAAUAUUAUUCGAAUACAACAUUACCGAAAUUAAAUAUAAAAAGGGGAAAUGUCAUUGUGAUGCAGAUUUACUUUCCCGUUAUCCACUACAAAGUAAUCAAAGUUUUUCUAAUGACUUUAGUAUAAGAAAACAACAUGAAGGUUAUUUAUCCCCGUACACAGAUGAAUUAUAUGACAAUGACUCAGGUAUUCAACCAACAGCAUCGGUUAAUGUGAUUACAUGUUCAGCAGCUCGAGCUAAUAAUAACCAAUAA
This is a messenger RNA of Rotaria sp. Silwood2, 498 nucleotides long. Lineage: Eukaryota; Metazoa; Rotifera; Eurotatoria; Philodinida; Philodinidae. The record is from the annotation of a GenBank genome assembly.